This is a messenger RNA of Mercurialis annua (annual mercury), 3048 nucleotides long. RefSeq names its product protein SCARECROW. The coding region runs from base 535 to 2907 and encodes 790 amino acids. Gene Ontology annotation, cellular component: nucleus. Gene Ontology annotation, biological process: gravitropism; leaf development; maintenance of protein location in nucleus. Gene Ontology annotation, molecular function: DNA-binding transcription factor activity; sequence-specific DNA binding. NCBI's taxonomy places the organism in Eukaryota, Viridiplantae, Streptophyta, Magnoliopsida, Malpighiales, Euphorbiaceae. The transcript has 2 exons. The record is from RefSeq and is a predicted model, not a curated record.
UAAUAAAAAGGCAGAGAGGAGACGAAGAUCAUAGUAAUGGCCGUUGUAUGAAGACGUUAAACAAGCAACGACGAACAUAAACGCCGCAUUUAAUUUCUCUCUCUCUCUCUCUCUAUUUACACUUCAUCUUCUCUCUUCCUAUAAACACCAUUUUCAUAUUCUUUAACCAACAUUAAACGACGCUUAGCUACCGGCCACCAGCAAAAACUUCCGCCAUUUACAACCACCACACUGUCUAGGUUUCUGCUGAAGUUUCACAUGGAUCCAAAAGCCAUAGCUAUACGCUAUACGUUUAAAAUAUACUACUACAUCAGUGCAGCACAAUAUUAAAAAAAGAUUCAUGGCUUCGGGAACUGAGAGAUUUUAGAAAAGAAUCUUUUCUUUUCUUUUUAAUCUCUUCCUCUGUCUUAAUCUUUACACCGUUAUCUUCUUUGGCAGUUUAGCAACAUCAACUUUUUAUAACCAUGAAGAACAUCGUCUUCGUCUUCAUCUCCGUCGAGUCAUCUCAAAUUUUGAGAACUUCUUUUUAUAACCAUGGCUGCUACUGCUGCUGCUGAUUCUGGCUCGAUUGAAAUCAACGGCGGAGAUGAGUCUGAUUCGAAUGUAAGUAUCAACAAUAACAGUGCGAGUAAAGCAGGUUUAAAAAUGGUGAGAAAAAGAAUGGCGUGCGAGAUGAUGGAAAUGCAAGCGAAUGCGAAUCAGAAUAACCAGAGAUGUUACAGAAGAAUGAUGAUGAUGAUGAACAACAACAGCAACGCCAAUACUCUUCCACAGCACCAACAAGAUGAAAAUUCUGAUUUAUUAAGUGUAAAUUUUAACCCUAACCCGAACCAGAAUCCACACCCGAACCCGUAUCCGUUACUGAAUAACACUAGCAACUACUCCACUAUGAGUAUGACCACUACAAUGUUACCUUCUUCCACAAACAUGACGUCAUCCGGGUCAUUGUGUGGGUUAUUAUCCUCUGCAGGAGCAAACAACUUUUCUUCCAGUGUUCUUACACCCCCAGCCCCAGCUGUUUGUGGCUUCUCUGGUUUACCCUUGUUUCCUUCUCAGACAAACUCCAGAGCUCAAAACGCCGCCGUUUCUGCUGCUGUUACUGCUACUACAAGCUCGUCAAUGGAGGAUGUGUCAGCUACUGCUUGGAUAGACGGUAUUAUUAAAGACCUUAUUCAUAGUUCUACUAACGUUUCGAUUCCUCAGCUGAUUCAAAAUGUUCGUGAGAUUAUUUUUCCUUGUAAUCCAAGUCUUGCUUCUCUUUUGGAGUAUAGACUCCGCUCAUUGGCUGAGCCGAUACCCACUUAUCCGGUUGAUAGACGACGGAGAGAAGCGUUGCCGCCGCCGCAACUGCCACGGGAGUACAAUAUUAAUCAAGGUCAAGCUGGUUCUUCUUCUGGGUUGUCUUUAAAUCUUGAAAAUAUUACUGCUGGUUUUCCAUCGUUAUUACCAGUUAAUUCUACUUCCGCCGUAGCUGCGGUGGCAACCGGUGUUCAACCUCCGGUUGUUAAUCAGUAUUCAAACUGGGUACCAGCUGCUCCGCCGUUGAUUAACCAGCAAAUGCAAGGCAGCCCAUCUUCUACCUCAGUUACACCACCGCCUUUACCAUUAAACCAAGAACAAGAACACGAGAAAUCCUCAUCAGCAGAAACCGAACAACCACCACAGCCACCACCUCCGCCGCAAACCACCGCCAGAGAGAAAAAAGAAGAGCAACGGCAACAAAAACGCGACGAAGAAGGUCUCCACCUUCUAACCCUACUACUCCAAUGCGCCGAAGCAGUCUCAGCAGACCAUUUCGAAGAAGCAAACAAAAUGCUCCUCGAAAUAUCAGAACUCUCAACCCCCUACGGCACAUCGGCGCAGAGAGUCGCCGCUUAUUUCUCCGAAGCCAUGUCCGCCCGCCUAGUAAACUCAUGCUUAGGAAUAUACGCAACGCUCCCAUCAAUGCCCUUAACACACACUCAAAAAAUGGCGUCAGCUUUUCAAGUAUUCAACGGGAUCAGCCCGUUCGUUAAAUUCUCACAUUUUACGGCUAACCAAGCAAUUCAAGAAGCGUUUGAAAGAGAGGACCGGGUUCAUAUUAUUGAUCUUGAUAUCAUGCAAGGGUUACAAUGGCCCGGCUUGUUUCAUAUUUUGGCUUCGAGACCAGGUGGGCCACCUUAUGUGAGGUUAACUGGGUUAGGAACUUCUAUGGAAGCUCUUGAAGCUACCGGUAAAAGACUGUCGGAUUUUGCUCAGAAACUUGGGCUUCCUUUUGAGUUCUUCCCGGUGGCCGGAAAAGUUGGAAAUUUGGACCCAGAUAAGUUGAAUGUUAGCAAGAGGGAGGCUGUUGCUGUUCAUUGGUUGCAGCAUUCUCUUUAUGAUGUUACUGGUUCCGAUUCCAAUACUCUCUGGCUGUUGCAGAGGUUGGCCCCAAAAGUUGUAACAGUAGUAGAGCAAGACCUGAGCCAUGCCGGUUCAUUUCUCGGCAGAUUCGUCGAGGCGAUACACUACUACUCGGCACUAUUCGACUCGUUAGGGGCGAGUUACGGAGAGGAAAGCGAGGAGCGUCAUGUAGUAGAGCAACAAUUACUCUCAAGAGAGAUCAGAAAUGUGUUAGCAGUAGGAGGUCCAUCAAGAAGUGGGGAAGUGAAAUUUCAUAAUUGGAGAGAAAAACUAAGACAAUCUGGUUUUAAAGGCAUUUCACUUGCUGGUAAUGCUGCUACACAAGCUACAUUGCUGCUCGGAAUGUUCCCUUGCGAUGGAUACACUUUAGUCGAAGACAACGGAACGUUAAAACUCGGCUGGAAAGAUCUUUGCUUGCUGACGGCUUCGGCCUGGCGGCCGUUUAACGCUUCGGCUAAUGUUCAUCAUCAGUUCCAUCAGCAUCAGCCGCAGCAGCACCAUCGGCUUGCUACUGCACCGUAGACAUGAUAUGAGUAAACAAUACCAUUAAUUUUUUCUUGAUUUAAUACAUGUUUUUUUGUUCUUUUUGUUUGGCUAAACUGAUCUUCAUAUGUUUAAUUGUUACGUUCUUUGCGUUAAAUCAUGAAUGUGAAAUUUAUUGGA